Messenger RNA from Exophiala xenobiotica, 1524 nucleotides. RefSeq lists its product as uncharacterized. The record is from RefSeq and is a predicted model, not a curated record. The transcript is spliced from 6 exons. NCBI's taxonomy places the organism in Eukaryota, Fungi, Ascomycota, Eurotiomycetes, Chaetothyriales, Herpotrichiellaceae. The coding region runs from base 259 to 1377 and encodes 372 amino acids. Gene Ontology annotation, molecular function: oxidoreductase activity; copper ion binding.
CUCGUUUGGGCGGCUCCCUGCCUUUCCUGGUUAGACAUCCAAUUUAUACAAACCCUAGUAUCACGCCUUCGCUAUGCGACUCCAAUCUACCCAUACCUUUUGCAUGAGCCUUGUAUGACGUAUCUUCCUCUACGUACGGCUGCGCAGUACAUCUCCUAUGGCGUUAAAGCGUUGGAACCCCUACAUAACGGACGGCCACUGUCUACAGACCUUGUCUAACUCGUUUGCCUUUUUGACCCUCUUGGCAACAAUCCCACAAUGCAUUCUUCAUCUUUUACCAUUCAUCUGCUCCUCCUCUCCUUGCUUUCCUCAUGUGCAUCUGCCGCAAAUUAUUCCAAUGGAACUACGAGGACAUAUUAUGUGGCUGCCGUGGAAGAAGACUGGGAUUAUAUGCCUACCAACAUGGAUAUGAUCAACGGAGCCACAAUCGUCGAGUCGCCUCAAGCCGCUGCGGUUGCAGGCAACGAUGGACAAAGAAUCGGGCACAUCUACAAGAAAGCCCUCUUUCGCGAAUACACUGAUGGGACGUUUAGUACACAAGCAGCUCGCCCUGAGUGGCUCGGCAUGCUAGGCCCCAUAAUCCGCGCUGAAGUUGGCGACACCGUCAAGGUUGUGUUCCGCAAUAUGGCUUCUCACAAUCAUACAAUGCAUCCACAUGGGUUCCGCUAUCGAAAAAGCGACGAAGGACUGUCAGCCGCAGGGCAGAUGUUUGGCGGCAAUGCUGUACCUCCAGGUAUGACCUGGACUUACACGUGGGAAGUGCCAGAACGAUCGGGUCCGGGGCCACUAGAUCCUCCUGGACUGGCGUGGACCUAUCAUUCGGAUGCUGCAGGCACGCAAGACGUGUUCAGCGGUCUAGUAGGCGCGUCCAUUAUCUAUCGUCCAGGAGAAUUAGCGAAGCAUACCUUGGACGUGCCUGCCCCACCAGGAUCGAACCUCACUGAAGAAGUCUUGACACUCUUUCUAAUCGUCAAUGAGAACGAAUCGUACUAUAUCGACGAGAAUAUCUUGAACAGGACCAGCGUUUCUGAACGUCAACUCCAGGUUACACGUAUGGACCGUGGCUUCCAAGAAAGCAACUUGAAACACAGCAUUAACGGCUACAUGUUUGGUAAUCUUAUGGGAAUCAACCUCACGGCAGGCCGACAGGCAGCCUGGCACGUGGAAGCGCUAGGCGAUGUGCUGAACGUCCAUACACCACAUUGGCAUGGAAAUACACUUCUCCAUGCACAGCAGCGGGUUGAUGUCAUCAACGUGCUUCCUGCGCAGACACGAUCGUUAGUAAUGUCUGUGGACAACCCCGGCACCUGGGUUCAUCAUUGUCAGACACUCAACCAUCGCGAUAUGGGUAUGAUAGUGAAGUAUACAGCUAGUUGAAAAAUGCACGAUAGAUAGGGAUGGAAUGAGGCAAAACAAGAUCAACAGAUUCAUCCUUAUAAAGGUCGAGAGAUAAUGUUUCUCUAUGUAGUUUGGUGGCCGAAAAGACCUUAAUGGACAUUUAGCAAUGGCAUAUUCUUGACCUUG